Messenger RNA from Pezoporus flaviventris, 3916 nucleotides. It is a transcript of the gene ARHGEF3, whose product is annotated as Rho guanine nucleotide exchange factor 3. Gene Ontology annotation, biological process: intracellular signal transduction; positive regulation of Rho protein signal transduction. NCBI's taxonomy places the organism in Eukaryota, Metazoa, Chordata, Aves, Psittaciformes, Psittacidae. Bases 114 to 1976 code for a protein of 620 amino acids. Gene Ontology annotation, molecular function: guanyl-nucleotide exchange factor activity. The record is from RefSeq and is a predicted model, not a curated record. The transcript has 14 exons.
GGCCCCCACGUCUCCGCCCUCCGCCUGCCCUGACAGCAGCCGGGCUGGCUCUGGAGACCCCUGCGCCGCGGCCGCUAACGGCUCCCGCCGCCUUUUCUCGUCCCUGUUGGCGGAUGCCCCCGGGUGCUCGCCGGGGCGGCAGCUGCCGGAGCCGCAUGCCGGGAGCCGAAGAGGAGCAGGCGAGUGCACGAAAAAAAAUGAAUUCUGAAAGCUCAACACUUACCAUAAGUAGCCCUUCUGUAAUAAGCCAAUGUGCCAGAGGAGGACUGGAGGAAGAAAAAGUUUGGUUAUUCCUGUGUGAUUUUGCUCAUAGUAUUUAUGUGUGCUGUGCAUGUAAGACUGGACUGUGUCCAGCAGUGUCCUUCAGGCCGAAACAACAGCAACAGAACAACUUUUCCUUGUUUCCUUCUACCAAGGGCUGGAAUUUCAGAGGGAAAAAACGAAAACAGAGUACUCAAGAUGAAGAUACAAUCAGUAUCUGCAGCCUCGAUACAAGUGAGCCCAGUAACAAACGGGUGAAGCCACUUUCCAGAGUCACAUCACUGGCGAGUCUCAUUCCUCCUGUGCGAGCCACUCCGCUGAAGCGGUUCAGCCAGACACUUCAGCGUUCUAUCAGUUUCCGAAGUGAAAGUCGUCCAGAUCUGUUCAGUCCACGAUCAUGGUCUCGAAAUAUGCCCCCAGCUAACACAAAGCGGAGAGACAGCAAACUGUGGAGUGAGACCUUUGAUGUUUGUGUCAAUCACAUGCUUACAUCUAAAGAAAUCAAGCGUCAAGAGGCUAUCUUUGAACUUUCCCAGGGAGAAGAAGACUUGAUAGAAGAUCUGAAGUUAGCAAAAAAGGCUUAUCAUGACCCAAUGCUUAAACUUUCCAUAAUGACAGAGCAAGAGUUGAACCAAAUUUUUGGAACACUGGACUCUCUAAUUCCUCUGCAUGAAGAUCUUCUUAGGCGACUUCAAGAAGUCAGGAAACCUGAUGGAUCAACAGAACAUGUUGGCCAUAUCCUUGUGGGUUGGCUUCCAUGCCUGAACUCCUAUGAUAGCUACUGCAGCAACCAAGUAGCAGCCAAAGCUUUAUUGGAUCACAAAAAACAGGAUCACAGAGUGCAAGAUUUCCUACAGCGCUGCUUAGAGUCUCCUUUUAGUCGCAAACUGGACCUUUGGAAUUUCCUUGAUAUCCCAAGAAGCCGUUUGGUUAAAUACCCAUUGCUACUCAGAGAAAUCUUGAGACACACACCAAACGAUCAUCCAGAUCAGCAGCACCUUGAAGAAGCUAUAAAUAUAAUUCAGGGCAUAGUGGCUGAAAUCAACAUAAAAACUGGUGAAUCUGAAUGCCAGUAUUACAAAGAGAGACUUAUUUAUCUUGAAGAAGGUCAAAGGGAUUCACUGAUUGAUAAUUCACGUGUUGUAUGUUGUCAUGGUGAACUGAAGAACAACAGAGGAGUGAAACUGCACGUCUUCCUCUUUGAAGAAGUGCUGGUGAUCACUCGAACUAUCACCCAUAACGAACAGCUCUGGUACCAGCUGUAUAGGCAGCCAAUUCCCGUGAGGGAGCUUGUGCUAGAAGACUUGCAAGAUGGAGAGGUGCGACUGGGUGGAUCCAUACGUGGUGCCUUCAGCAACAAUGAGAGAAUCAAAAACUUCUUUAGAGUCAGCUUCAAAAAUGGAUCUCAAAGCCAGACUCACUCACUCCAAGCCAAUGACUCCUUCAACAAGCAACAGUGGCUUAAUUGCAUCCGCCAGGCCAAAGAGAAAGCUACAUGUGCAGGCAAAGCUGGCAUGCUGAACUCGGAAGCACAUUUCCUUUUGCCCCCGCAUGGAAACAGAGUACCCCAGGGAGAAACUGUGGUGGAGCGAAUGGACCAAUCGGACUGUGAGUCAGACUGUAGUAUGGACACCAGCGAGGUCAGCAUCGACUGUGAACGUAUGGAACAGACGAACUCUUGUGAACAUGAAAAGCAAACAGAAACCAAUGUUUGACAAAAGCAGUUUAUGGAAGAAAAUCUGUCUCUUACCUGUACAGUAUUUGCAUUCCAUACAUGGAACCAUUUGGAGAAGCACUUUUAGAAUAUUUUCUGUGACAGUGUCAAUGCAGUCCUUGUAUUUGUACCUAUGAGUGUUGUACUGUGACUGCCAAUCUGUAUAAGCUGGAAUCUCUUGCAACUCAUGUCCUGUGAUUAUAUUCCAUAAAUGUCUUAAGGUGGAUGAAAGAGGUACUUGACCAGUUAUUCUCAAUGUCCUGCUGUAAACAGAAUCUCUUAACUACUGUUUAUAUAUGCAUUACAUAAAGGAUCUUUUCAUAAUUUAAGUACUUUAUUUGCCCUUUAAUGGGGCAGCUGAAGAUCUGGACUUAAGGAGUUUCAGGAUGGGUGGUAUCAAGGUAAGCUUUCAUAAAACCAUAGAAGGAAAAAUUAGUUUCUUGUAACAAGGAAAACAUAUUGCAAUAACCUAUCUGAACUCCUAUGGUAUUAAAAUCAACACAAACUGUAAACAGCGGGCCGUGUAACCAUGGGACUCUUUAGAGAUGAAUUUUUCAAAAUGAAGCACUGCCCUAAGAUCCAGCAAGUAAAUUUACCAAAUUCUGGUCAGUUAAAGUGGUCAGCAUAGUGCUGUUUUAUUUAUCAAAGGAUGUAAUGCUAAAAAUAAUCAACUAAAAAAAACCCAAACAACCAAACCUCUACAGCCAGCACUGAAUUAAGUGAAAUGCUGAGAGUACUGGGUAUUUGUAAAUAAGCUGGUAGUUUGCUUUCAGUGCCAUAUAUAAAAUAGAUAUAUAUAUUAUCCUGAUCAGGAUAAAAAUGGAAAAAAGCUUUUGCUUGUGAAUAGGCCCUCUUCAGCAUUUUGCACUCCACUGACCUCCACUGUUGGUUUUAAACACCACUAAACUCAUGUUAAAACAUUAUAAUUUCCUCUAAAUGUCUGUUUACAAUUACAUGUAGUUGAUUUUUAAAAUUAAGUGACAACUUUGUAUAAAUGGUGCUCUACAAAAUGCCCUAUGGGAUUAUGUAGAGAAAGUUUAAACAGAAAGGGAAUUGCUUUUCCUUUAGGAUGUAUUACGUUCUUUGUAUUUUUCUCCAGUUUUGUUUUAAAAGUAUUUGUUGCAUUUAAUCUCAUGCAGUAAUUGGAAAUGUUACUGUGUUUUCUGGUGGCUGAUUGUUAAAUCUCAUUAUGAUGAGGAGCAGAUGAGUCACUUAAAUGCAGUCUAAAUCACUUAGUUCAACAUCCUGUUACUAUUCAGUAACCCCGUGGGUAAUGCUGUAUUCCUUAACAUGAGAAAUAAUGCCAGUGCUGUAUGGCAAGCUAUGAAAAUUCUGUAUUAAUAAAUUCAGACGAUCCUUCGUAUUACACAGGAUGACCUGUGCAAAGUACUCGUAACACCAGAAGUAGAAAAACUGCUAAGUUAUUGCCAAAAACAAUUUUUGUGUUCUACAAGUUUACAGAAAAUUUACUAUGUCAAGUAUCUGAUUUAUAUGCUGGUGCGCAUUACAGAAAUCAGUGUGACAAGACGAUAAACAAUAUAAAUCAAGGUAUUUUUAUUUUUUAAAAAAGUCAUUUUUACCUGAUAGAACAUAUUUCUGUAUUUAUAGUUUUUAAAAAAAGAAGUCAAUUUUCUUUUCUGUUUCAAGCUUUGUAAUUUAUUUCAACUGCUUCAUUUUUAGAGCUGAAUUGAGUAUUCCAGUGAAGAUGAGACAAAGGAAGGGCUUGCAAAAGAAAAGGCAGAGGAAAGCAUAGUAGGGGAUGAACCAUGUUCAGAAAACCUGUUCAGCAAAAUGUUCAAAAAGAGCAAAAAGCCUGUAAAGUGCUUAGAUGGGGAAGAAAGAAUGAAUGUGUGUAUUGACUAUUUGGUUUUUUUUUAAUAAUAGCCUUAAACUUCUCUGGAAGCAUUUAAAAUAAAUUACAUUAAACUGUUUUGCUCUUUA